CUUCGCGCGCGCGCCGCCGCCGCCGCUCCAGCCCAGGACCACCGCCGCCCGCCGCCGCCGCCGCCGCCGCCGUCGUCAUGGCUGACAACGCCGCCGCCACGGGCGGCCUGGAGAAUCACCGCUUUAAAAGCUUCAAGAAUAAGGGCCGCGACGUGGAGACCAUGCGAAGACACAGAAAUGAAGUGACAAUUGAGCUUAGAAAGAACAAAAGAGAUGAACAUCUUUUGAAAAAAAGAAAUGUGCCCCAAGAAGAAAGUUUAGAAGAUUCAGAUGUUGAUGCUGACUUCAAAGCACAAAAUGUAACGCUAGAAGCUAUACUGCAGAAUGCUACAAGUGAUAACCCUAUUAUCCAGCUAAGUGCUGUCCAAGCUGCAAGAAAGCUAUUAUCAAGUGACAGAAAUCCUCCUAUUGAUGACCUAAUAAAAUCUGGAAUUUUACCAAUAUUGGUUAAAUGUCUAGAGAGAGAUGAUAAUCCUUCCUUACAGUUUGAAGCUGCAUGGGCUCUGACUAACAUAGCAUCAGGCACUUCUGUACAGACUCAAGCUGUUGUACAGUCCAAUGCAGUCCCUCUCUUCUUACGACUGCUACAUUCACCACAUCAAAAUGUUUGUGAACAAGCUGUUUGGGCUCUUGGGAAUAUUAUUGGUGAUGGUCCUCAGUGUAGAGAUUAUGUCAUAUCACUGGGAGUUGUCAAACCUCUUCUAUCCUUCAUCAAUCCCUCCAUUCCCAUCACUUUCCUUCGGAACGUCACAUGGGUUAUUGUAAAUCUCUGCAGGAAUAAGGAUCCUCCACCACCUAUGGAGACAGUUCAGGAGAUUUUACCAGCCUUGUGUGUUCUUAUAUACCAUACAGAUAUAAAUAUUCUUGUGGACACUGUUUGGGCUUUGUCAUACUUGACAGAUGGUGGCAAUGAACAAAUACAAAUGGUGAUAGAUUCGGGUGUUGUACCUUUUUUAGUUCCUCUUCUGAGCCACCAAGAAGUCAAAGUUCAGACUGCAGCACUGAGGGCAGUUGGCAACAUAGUAACUGGUACUGAUGAGCAAACACAAGUUGUUCUCAACUGUGAUGUCCUCUCCCAUUUCCCAAAUCUUCUGACACAUCCAAAAGAAAAGAUAAACAAGGAAGCAGUUUGGUUUCUUUCCAAUAUCACUGCAGGAAAUCAGCAGCAAGUUCAAGCUGUAAUAGAUGCUGGACUUAUCCCUAUGAUAAUUCACCAGCUGGCUAAGGGGGACUUUGGCACACAAAAGGAAGCUGCUUGGGCAAUUAGCAACUUAACAAUAAGUGGUAGAAAAGAUCAGGUUGAAUACCUUGUGCAGCAGAAUGUAAUCCCACCAUUCUGUAACUUGCUCUCAGUCAAAGAUUCUCAAGUCGUGCAGGUGGUUCUGGAUGGGCUGAAAAACAUUCUAAUAAUGGCUGGUGAUGAGGCAAGCACAAUAGCGGAAAUUAUAGAAGAAUGUGGAGGGCUAGAGAAAAUAGAGGCAUUGCAACAACAUGAGAAUGAAGACAUUUAUAAGCUAGCUUUUGAAAUAAUAGAUCAGUAUUUCUCUGGUGAUGAUAUUGAUGAAGACGCCAGCCUCAUUCCUGAAGCAACACAAGGAGGUACUUACAAUUUUGAUCCAGCAACCAAUCUUCAAACAAAAGAAUUUAAUUUUUAAGUUCAGUACAAUGCAGCUUGUCUAUCCCACACCAGUAAAAUAUACCACCAGAUGUCUACAGCUGGAAAAACAGCCUUCAAGCAUAUGCCUCUUUGUCUGAUGCUUCUAAAGCGAGUCAUAUAUCAGUCACUUUGCAGAUGCCAAAAGUACUAUCAUGUGGACCAUAAAUGAAUAUGCAUGAUCUCAUAAACCAUUAAGAAUUUUUUAACAGCCCCUACUACCUUUCCUGUUUUAGUUUUGGUUUUUAUUUCCCCAAUGCCUCAUGGUUACAACUGCAGUCUUUGUGGUGGCUCGUUGGCUUUCCACAGAAGAAUAGCUUUCUUUGGAAAAUAGUGCACUGUGGAAUAAGACUCUUUAGUAUGAAGCUUACAUUUUGGAAGACUUCUGAGAGGCCUGGUAUAUUUUUCGAGCCUCAACCAUUAUCCUUUACAAAUGUAUUUUCAUAUAUUUAAUGUGGAAGAAUAAAUAAAUAAAGUGCAAGUCGCAUUAUUUUCAUUGGUGAAACUGAAAUUUUAAACAAACAUCAUAAAAGAACUUGGUAAUUAAUUAGUUUAAAAACAGACUACAUGUAUUGGUAAUUGUGUUAAUUACUGCCAUAGAAGUUUGGGUUUGGAGAAUGAACUAUUUGGACAAGUAAAACAUGACCAUUGUACUUAAUUUUUGAGAACAGCAAGCUGUGCUUGACCAUUCUUCAGCCUAUGUGUUGCUGCUGUUUUUGAGAUUAUGAAAUGCUGUGCAUGGUAUCUUACCUGAGCUACAACCUGUUAUAGACUUGAACACUGUUUUAAGUUGAAAGCAAGAGUCCCACAAUAAAGUAACAAAAGUAUCCCAAAUAAUCAUUGGUUAACAAGAAUCUUGCUUUCAUCUUUCAGUAGUCAAUAUAUUUUGGUUUAAAUUUAUGACUGAAUGUUGAUUUAUAUUGCUUUAAACUGUGGAGCUUUCAUGUUUACUGUAAUUUAGCCUUAAACCUAUUUUUUUUUACUUACCAGUGCUUAUGAUGAUGUGGUUGGCAACAAACUAGCAUCUAUUUUAGAAGCAUUAUAAUAGCUUCAUUCUUGGAUAAUUGGAAGAAUAAUUCGCCUAUAUAGCUAAGAUGCAUACUAGUUGUGUGAGGCUUUAUGGAAGUUGCUAGUAUUCACCAUAAGCAUAAUGUGCAGCUUAGAAAGAAUAUAUUUACAUAAGCUGGUAACAUGCAAGUAAUGGGAAACUGUUCAGCCUGGUUUUUUAGAGAACUUGGGGUUGCUGUGGGGGAAAAUGAAAUUGAAACAAUGUAAGCUGUCAGACAAACUGAUAUUGUUACUGUUGUUCACUGGAUGUAUUAUCCCAAUGCCUUGAUGUGAAAGGUCACAAAAACAUAAAACUAAUGUAGUUAUUGGAUGUGGGUUGUAUUUACUGUGAUGAAGAUGAGGACUGAUGCCAUCAAGGCUUUGUUGAUCAGCUGUUUUUCCACUAAUGAGCAAGACAUUGCAGGUGUUCAUUCAUUAAAUAUAUCUGCUAAGGUGGAGCCACUUUAAAGAGUGAGUUGUCUUGUAUCUUGAGAGAUACAAGUAAAUAUUUUAAACAGCAAGAUUUUUACUUGCUAGAUUAUCUGUUUUAAUACAGUGGUUUGGCCUCUAUUUAUAAGUUUUAUAAAUUUUAAAAACAAUUUCUCUUUAAGGUGGCUCAGACUUUUCAACUCUUGUGCACAUAAAAUUGAGUUGAAGUUCAUUGUGCCUUUUUUCUUUACCCAGACGUUAAAUUAAUCUGGUAGUUGUGUCCUGAUAAUAAUUAUAGUCUAAAAUACUGAGAUUGUGGUGUUUUUGCUAAAAGCUAGGAAAAGAAUAAAGAUUUGGUCACAGUUUUUAGAAUUUCAAAGCUGAUAUGCAGUUGAUAAUGUGAACAAAUCUCCCUAAUUUUUAAACAUGCCUAUGUUCUCUGUCCUAGAUACUACAAAAAGAUGAAUUAUUUUUCGUUAGUGACUUGAAUUUUUUUCUCGCACUCAGUGCAUCAUUAGAAAUGAACAUAGGAAAAUUGAUUUAUAGCAGUAACUUGCAUUUUUAUAGACCUCUGUCACCUUAUUAACUUUUAAUUAGAAUUCUACCAUUCUAUAGUUAAUACAGGAAAAGGAUGCUUGGAUCCAAAGAUUCUGCAAUGCAAGAGCAGAAGACAUACAAUUGUCAUGAGGGAAUUGCUGAUUUCCCCACACACACAUUGAAAGCUCCCACAAAAUGGCACUAGAGGGGCAGGUAACCCUCCAAUGCAGCUUUUAGGGGGCUGCAGAUGGGGACAAUUUGCAGUAUUCUUUUCCACCCACCAUGUAGAGUUUCUUCCAGUCACACAGUGGAGUGGGAUCUUUGUAUCCAAGCCAGAAAUAUAUUGCUGCACUUUUAAGUUUUCAGAAGUGUUUUGAAAUUGCAUUGUGUUCAUUAUUUUUAACUCUUGGUUAAUAGAUCAAAUUGUUCUUUCAAAAGAGGCAUCUAAAUGUGUUCCUAAUUUUGUAUAUGGGCUUAGGUUUUAUAACCAAUAAAAAGCUGCUAUCAAAUAC
Molecule: messenger RNA, 4179 nt
Organism: Varanus komodoensis (Komodo dragon)
Lineage: Eukaryota; Metazoa; Chordata; Lepidosauria; Squamata; Varanidae
Gene: KPNA3
Product: karyopherin subunit alpha 3
Exons: 17
Coding region: 78-1655 (525 amino acids)
Biological process (GO): NLS-bearing protein import into nucleus
Cellular component (GO): cytoplasm; nucleoplasm; nucleus
Molecular function (GO): nuclear import signal receptor activity; protein binding
Source: RefSeq, a predicted model, not a curated record